UACAAUUUAAAACAUAACCUAUAGUUAAAUGCCACGUAUUAUUUAUUUGUAAUCUAUGUAUGUAGAAUGUCUCCAACAUUUUUCUUUUCAUCGUGACAUUGGUUCAUGAUCAAAAUAAUAAUUAUAUCAUAGAACUUAUGAUUAUUCUAAUAUAUUAAUACAUAUAUAAGUACAAUGACUUCUACGAAACAGUUCAAACUUCUGUUUUGUGCUCUCGGCAUUUUUGUAUGUUAUUUUCAUUUUGGUAUGUUACAAGAAAAGAUCACACGGGGACAAUAUGGAGAUGAAAAAAAUAGUGAAAAAUUUACGUAUAUGUUUUCUUUAGUUUUCUUCCAAUGUUUAAUUAAUUAUUUAUUUGCCAAGACUAGUUUAUUAACAAUCAUGAAGCAGGACGAAGAUACUACUCCAAAAACUUAUUAUGCGCUUUCUGCCUUAACUUAUUUGCUUGCUAUGGUAUGUAGUAAUAUGGCAUUACAAUUUGUUAGUUAUCCAACACAAGUUAUUGGAAAAGCUGGCAAACCAAUUCCUGUAAUGAUACUUGGUGUAUUAUUAGGAAAUAAGGUUUAUCCAGUGAGAAAAUAUUUGUUUGUCUUCUUGGUAGUCAUCGGAGUAGCUUUGUUUAUGUAUAAAGAUGUCAAUCCAUUAAAAAAGCAUUCAGAGGGACAAACAAUCAUUGGAGAAUUAUUGUUAUUACUUUCAUUAACAAUGGAUGGUUUAACUAGUGCUGUACAAGAAAGAAUGAAAUCUGAACAUAAUUCUAAAUCUGGCCAUAUGAUGUUGAAUAUGAAUGGCUGGUCUGUAAUCUUUAGUGGCAUCGUCAUUAUAGCUUCAGGAGAACUUUUGGAAUUUGUUCAAUUCUUACACAAAUAUCCUUCUACUAUAUGGCACAUAGCUACUUUUUCUAUAGCAGGAGCAUUUGGACAAUAUUUUAUAUUUCUUACUGUUGCAGAAUUUGGUCCAUUACCAUGUUCCAUUAUAACUACAACUAGAAAAUUCUUUACAGUUUUAGGUUCAAUACUUAUUUUUGGUAAUAGUUUGACUUCUAAACAGUGGAUGGGCACAUUAAUAGUAUUUUCGGGAUUACUCUUAGAUUCUAUGUAUGGUAAAGAUAAAUCUCCUAGAAAAGAUACAACGAAGUAACAAAUGAAUACAAGCAUAUUAAUCAAAAGAUUCUAAUUUGUCAAAUAAUGAUCUUAUAUCAUAAUGUUUGUAUAUAUACUACAUGUUGCAUUAUGUUGAAUUAUAUUUUACGAACAUUAUAAAAAUAUUUUAAUUUUAUUUCGUUUGA
This is a messenger RNA of Apis florea (little honeybee), 1288 nucleotides long. It is a transcript of the gene meigo, whose product is annotated as Solute carrier family 35 member B1 homolog meigo. NCBI's taxonomy places the organism in Eukaryota, Metazoa, Arthropoda, Insecta, Hymenoptera, Apidae. The record is from RefSeq and is a predicted model, not a curated record. Gene Ontology annotation, molecular function: UDP-glucose transmembrane transporter activity; UDP-galactose transmembrane transporter activity. Gene Ontology annotation, biological process: UDP-galactose transmembrane transport. Gene Ontology annotation, cellular component: endoplasmic reticulum membrane; Golgi membrane.